AUGCCACUGGAGCAAAAAACAGUAACAGUAGAAGAGAAAGAAGUGCAUGAUUCAAGGACUCAAGAUACUAAACGUAAUGCGCAAACCAGGGAUAAAUUAAUAAUUUACUCAUUCACUGUGAAAGCAAAGCAAAAGCGACCUGACAGACGUGGAUAUGAUGAAGAAAAGGAUGAUUAUGUUUUCUACGGUGAAUACAGUGAAAGCCAAACUGUCAGGCCACCAUCACCAAAACCACUUGUGGUGCCAAAACCACUUACCACGGCGGAGACAGAAAAGAAAAAUCAACUGAGACACCAUAUCAUCAAUGAGAUUAUAGAAAGGGAGCGAGACUACGUUAAGAACUUAAAAGACAUCUAUGAGGGAUACUACAAGCAAUGCAGGAAAAAAACUGAAAUGUUCUCAGAGGAGAGGCUGUACACUCUCUUUUCGAACGUUGGGGAAAUUUAUAAAUUCCAGCGGAAAUUUCUUAAAGUUCUGGAGAAGAUGUACAACAUAUCACACCCAUACCUGAGUGAGUUUGGCAUCUGCUUCCUCAACUAUCAUCAGCAUUUCCUGGUCUACUCUGAAUAUUGCAACAACCAACCCAGUGCCGCAGCCGAACUCUCGAAACUCAGAAAACUGCAAGACUAUGCCUUGUUUUUUGAAGCCUGCCGACUACAUCAGCACAUGUCAAAUCUCCCUCUGGAUGCCUUUCUGAUAAUGCCAGUGCAGAAGAUCUGCAAAUAUCCAUUGCAGCUGACGGAACUUCAGAAGGCCACCGUACCCACGCACAGGGAUGCCAAAAACGUGGAAGCUGCUACAAUUGCCAUGAAGAAUAUUGCCAAUGUGAUUAACGAGCGCAAAAGACGAGUCGAAAACCUUGACAAAAUUCCAAGGUGGCAAAGAAAAAUUUCAAGUUGGAAGGGAGACGAUCUUUUGGAACGUAGUACAGAACUUAUUCAAAGUGGUGACUUAAUUGUGAUCAUGAAACCACAAGGCAAGAGCAAGGAAAUGGUGGUUUUCCUCUUCGACCAUCAGGCAAUCCUUUGUAAGAAGGAUCUACUACGCCGUGACGUUUUAUACUAUAAGCACAGAAUAGACAUGGACACCAUGCUAGUGGUAGACAUAAAAGAUGGCAAAGACUGGGAAUUUGACGUCAAGGUCAAGAAUGCUUUCAAACUUCAAAACAAGCUUAUCGAUGAUGAAGUCCACCUGCUAUGUGCAAGGAAACACUCGGACAAACUGUUGUGGCUUCAUGCUUUUGAGGACGAAAGAAAAUUAGUUAGAAAUGAUGAAGAAUCAGGUUUUGUCGUCACUGAAAUUCAAAAAGACAGGGCCAAAUUGGCUGCACGUAAGCCAGGAAAGAAGAAUAAAGGUGAAUAUGAUGACACAAAAGAUAUAAAUCAGGGUCAAACAAUGUGGAAAAGAUUGUUUCGGAUGUGA
This is a messenger RNA of Hypanus sabinus (Atlantic stingray), 1422 nucleotides long. Its product is annotated as rho guanine nucleotide exchange factor 4-like. The record is from RefSeq and is a predicted model, not a curated record. The coding region runs from base 1 to 1422 and encodes 473 amino acids. Lineage: Eukaryota; Metazoa; Chordata; Chondrichthyes; Myliobatiformes; Dasyatidae. The transcript is spliced from 8 exons. Gene Ontology annotation, biological process: intracellular signal transduction. Gene Ontology annotation, molecular function: guanyl-nucleotide exchange factor activity.